CAGUCAGGCAGUGAGAGAGUUUGCAGCCAGAAUGUUUGCCACGCCCCUCAGACAGCCAGCUGCGGCCAACCAGAGGCCAAAGAGUUCCCCUGGCAUGGAAGAACAUGGGAAACCGUAUCAGUACGAGAUUACCGAUCACGGAUACGGCAAGGAUGCGGUCAAGGUUCUGCAUGUCAGUCGCAAGGGACCUGUGCACACCAUCCAGGAGUUCGAGGUGGGCACUCACCUGAAGCUGUACAGCAAGAAGGAUUACUACCAGGGCAACAACUCGGACAUCGUGGCCACCGAUUCGCAGAAGAACACCGUCUAUCUGCUGGCCAAAAAGCACGGCAUCGAGAGUCCCGAGAAGUUUGCCCUGCUCCUGGCCAGGCACUUCAUCAACAAGUACUCGCACGUGGAGGAGGCGCACGUCCAUGUGGAGGCCUAUCCCUGGCAGCGAGUAUGCCAGGAGGAGACCAGGACCACCCUCAAUGGAAAGUGUGAGAACGGAGUCCAAGGAAACUGCGACUUCAGCUCCGUUGACAACAGAUCGCUGCACAAUCACGCUUUUAUUUUCACUCCCACCGCCUUUCACUACUGCGAUGUGGUUUUGAGGAGAACAGAUCCCAAACAAACGGUCAUCACGGGCAUCAAAGGCCUGCGAGUGCUGAAGACGACCCAAUCCUCGUUUGUGAACUUCGUGAAUGACGAGUUCAGAUCUCUGCCAGAUCAGUAUGAUCGCAUCUUUAGCACCGUGGUGGAUUGCUCCUGGGAGUACUCCGACACCGACAACUUGGACUUCCUGAGGGCCUGGCAGACGGUCAAGAAUAUAAUCAUUCGUAACUUCGCUGGCGAUCCGCAGGUGGGCGUGUCCUCGCCCUCCGUGCAACACACCCUGUAUCUCAGUGAACGACAGGUCCUGGAUGUCCUGCCGCAGGUGUCGGUCAUUUCGAUGACCAUGCCGAACAAGCACUACUUCAACUUCGAUACGAAGCCCUUCCAGAAAAUUGCUCCGGGCGAUAAUAACGAAGUUUUCAUCCCAGUGGACAAGCCACAUGGCACCAUCUAUGCCCAGUUGGCCCGGAAGCACCUCAACAGUCAUCUCUAGACCGAUCUCUGAUGUAGUAAGACUCAAUCUAAGCCAAUUUAGCCAAUUCAUAAUCGCAUACGGCGAAGUUAUAUAUAUUAUGUUAUAAAUGAUGAUAAACUAAUAAAAAGUAAGGGGAAACUAUUUUUGA
This is a messenger RNA of Drosophila erecta, 1217 nucleotides long. It is a transcript of the gene Uro, whose product is annotated as uricase. The record is from RefSeq and is a predicted model, not a curated record. Gene Ontology annotation, cellular component: peroxisome. Bases 32 to 1087 code for a protein of 351 amino acids. Gene Ontology annotation, molecular function: urate oxidase activity. The transcript is spliced from 2 exons. Gene Ontology annotation, biological process: urate catabolic process; purine nucleobase catabolic process. Lineage: Eukaryota; Metazoa; Arthropoda; Insecta; Diptera; Drosophilidae.